GUAGCAGUAGCCAGCCACACAGUACGUCUAAAACCUAAUAAGUAAGCUUCUAGGCAACAGGCGCGCGGCCGGUGGCGAGCAUGUCGAGGGAUCCGCUGAUCGUCGGGGGGAUCGUCGGCAACGUCGUCGACUACUUCGACGCGUCGGCGCGGCUGAGGGUGUUGUACAGCAACCGCGAGAUCACUAAUGGGUCCGAGCUGAGGCCGUCGCAGGUGGCGAACCAGCCGACGGUGCACAUCACGGGGCUGCCCGGAUCACACUACACGCUCGUGAUGAUAGACCCUGAUGCACCUACCCCAAGCAACCCUUCCCAAAGGGAGUACCUCCUUUGGUUGGUCACAGACAUACCAGAAGGACGUGACGUGCGUCAUGGAACUGAAGUGGUGGCGUACGAGAGGCCGCAGCCGACGGCGGGGAUCCACCGUAUAGCGUUCGUGGUGUUCCGGCAGGCGGUGCGCCAGGUGAUCUCGGCACCAGGGUGGCGCUCCAACUUCAUCACACGGGACUUGGCCGAGUGUUACAGCCUCGGUGGUCCGGUAGCGGCCGCCUAUUUCAACUGCCAAAGGGAGGGCACCUGCGGUGGGCGUAGGUACAGGUGAAGCUAAUUUGUCCCAUAGGGUGUUGUACCUACGUCGUGCAUGACAACGUGCCGUGGCUUCAUCCAGAUGUGAUUAGACAAAAUAAUAAAUUAAUAAAGCCAUGCUAGCUAGCUGAUUUCAAAGUUCCAAUACAUAAUAUGUAGGUCAUCUCGAUCGGCCGUACGUGUGUAUUGUGCACCCUGUUGGUGCAUGCUCCUAAGAUUUUGAUAAUUUUAUAGGUCAAUAUUGGUGUUGUUUUACACCCUGUAAGCGAUUUAAGAUGAUAUUUGAAAAUAGAAGCUCCCUUGGGCAUGGUAUGUUGGUCGA
This is a messenger RNA of Lolium rigidum, 905 nucleotides long. RefSeq names its product protein FLOWERING LOCUS T-like. The coding region runs from base 81 to 599 and encodes 172 amino acids. NCBI's taxonomy places the organism in Eukaryota, Viridiplantae, Streptophyta, Magnoliopsida, Poales, Poaceae. The transcript is spliced from 4 exons. The record is from RefSeq and is a predicted model, not a curated record.